UCCAGUAGUCGAUAGAUUUUGUGUCGUGGUGGUUUGCGUUUUUCGCAUAGAUUUCCAGACUUAAAUAAUUUUCUAACCGUAAUUGUAAUGUAAAAUAACAUUUUUGGUAAAUUGUAGCCUAGGAACCAAUGAAUGUGUGAAAAAUACGUUAAUAAUGUCGCAUUUGGAUACCUUUUCAAUAAUUUGAGGUAGAGUGUCACAUCGUUUCGCAAGUAGUUUUUGUUGGAACCUCGGAGGUGUUUUAUUUGUGUACGGUUUCGUGAAAAACAUCGGGUGUAAUUUAUUGUGCAAAUUGUGCAGUGCUAGUGGCGCUAGAGCAUUGUUUGUGUGGGAUAACGGUGAAUAUAGUGAAAGUUGGUUAGGUGUUUGUGUUAUUACGUUGGAAAACCAAAAAUGCUGGAAAUCGGUUCCGACCCCAGCGAUGUUUCCAUAAAGGGAGACGAAGGGGCGAGAUUUCCAGUCAUAUUAUCUUCAUAAUGGGGAAUUCCUACCAGCGGCAGACUCACUUCGCCGCCAACCAUGCUGCGACCAGAGUCGCCCCUCGCUGAUCACCGGAGCCUCCUGCCGCGGCGACUGCUCCCGGCGAAGGCGCAAAUCGCCCCAGCAGACAAAAAGAAAAACAGACGAUCUCUAGAAUUAAACCCUCCGUCCAACGACCACGCCCCGUACGAUUACCCGAAACUCUUGAUCUCAAAAACCACAGACUCCCUCAACACGGAAUGCCCACGUAAGCUAAUUAAUAAGCAAGAUUCAUCCGAGAGUCUCAAAAGGGCGCUCCUAGCUAAAGAUGAUAAAAAGUGCGGUGCGCUCAAGGACGCGGAUAAGAAGGUGAUUGCGAAGCAGGACUCCAGUGAAAGCUUAAAAAAAGCGUUGCUGUGCCGCCAAGAUUCAAAUGAUAGUGCGAAAAGAAGAGAAUCUGAUCCGAAAUGGGUGCAGAAGCAGGAAGAAACUAAGAGAAGUUUAGAAGUGAAACGCGGCGGAGACAAGAAGGGUUUAUUGGAGACUGACAUAGACGAUGCUUGCAAGCGGAUAUAUGAGAGGAGAACGGGAUGCGCAAGGCCAACAUUACCCCCCGUUGCUGAGAAAGGCGUAUCGCCAAAAUCUCCUAAUGGUAGUCCCUUAACACCAGGCGUAGCUGCCGUUGCUGAAGGUGUGGUUCGAUGGGGUAGCGGCCUUUUGUCUCCUAAGGAAGAACCAAGACUCAGGCCUGCGAGAAGCUGGUACGGGUAUGGGACACUGCCAACUGACAACGAAAAGAUGGGAGCAGGUGCGAACGGACCCGGCGGUCGGCGGGCCCUCGAGCUUAUCCUAAGUGGGGGGCUCAAGUCCUUAGCGAGACCAACGAAGCCAGUCAGGAGAGCUGCUUCAAGAGAUUCGGUUUUAUCUCAACCACAACCGCUGCUUGAAGGUCUCAGGAAAUGCUCGACGGUCCUCGCACUGACGGACCGAGAGAAGGCUCCGGAGCCGCUCAGGCCACAUAACCGACUGCGCGCACCUUCCGUCUGCUCCCGGUGUUCGUCGCUUUUGUCCCUCGCCGGCGCUGGAGGAUCCAGGUACUCGCUGGACGGCGCCGGAGGUGGAUUCGUAGCCACUGCCCCAAUAAACUGCAAGCUGUGCUUAGAAGACGCCACGUCGGAUAAGACCACCGUCAUAUCUGGAUGCGGCUGCUCUUUUUGCACUAGGUGCAUGAAAGCGUACGUGGAGUUCGAAGUCUGCAAUGGCGCGUACGAGGUAUCCUGUCCCGACGACCGGUGUUCCGCUGGCGCGGCGCUCUCCCUCGACGAGAUCUCGAUCCUGGUGGCACCAUCUGUUAUGGAGAAGCAUCUCAAGUUCAGGCUUAACCACGAGGUGGCCAUGGACGCGAUGAGAGCGUUUUGCCCCAGACCCGGCUGCGAUACAGUAGUACCUGUGCGAGCUGCCAGCCCCGCCCACUGCCCGACGUGUAGACACGACUUCUGCUCACAAUGCAACCAAGAGUGGCAUGGCGGGCUGUCCUGUGAGGCUGCCGCCGCGUCCUCUUCAAUGGGAGGUGCGGGCGCCCCUCUCCUACCAGACUCCGAGCUGAUUAAACUGUGUCCAAUGUGCCGGGUGCCCAUAGAGAAGGACGAAGGCUGUGCGCAGAUGAUGUGCAAGCGAUGCAAACACGUCUUCUGCUGGUAUUGCCUGGCUUCAUUAGAUGACGACUUCCUACUUCGCCACUACGAUAAAGGGCCGUGCAAAAACAAGCUCGGGCACUCGCGGGCAUCAGUUUUAUGGCAUCGUGCGCAGGUCGUGGGCAUAUUUGCGGGAUUCGGGCUGCUGCUGUUAGCAGCGAGCCCGCUUCUACUGGUAGUCGCGCCGUGCAUCGUCUGCUGUAAAUGCAGACUAUGCAACCCGAACACAAAAAACCUCGAGGAGGUGGACGAAAUCGAAAGCAUCAGUCCAGGCCGAGACGACGACGGUGACGAGACGAGAGCGAGGUUUCUCUCCGACUGACGACGCCGCUAUUAGAUAAGGGACUUGAAUACGAGGUAAUACGUACCUUUAUUGCGUUUGCGUUACGACGAAAUGUUAGGCCGAAUUUCGGACGUGCUGAUCGAACUUUUUAAAUCUAAAGGUUGUAGUAUAAUAACAUAUAUUAUAUACCAUCGAUAAGUGGUUGUAAGCAUGCGUAUAAGAACGUUGUUGUAAUGUACUUUAAAUGAUUGUAGACAGCGAAACUCCGACCGAUACACCAGAGGGUUUGUCUCUGAAUUUCGGUCGGUAAUUUCGUAGCGAUGAUGAAGGGUGAAGUUUUGAAAGGACGACGACACGAUUCAGCCGGUCAGAUGUGAUACUGGUUAAGGAAAAUAUUGUGCAUCGAUUUGACUAAUCGCGCGUCGCGUGUUCAUCGGGUAGGUUUUUAAGUAUGUGUACGUAAGAUUAAAAGUGAAUGCGGUGUAUUACAUAAGUUGAAGUUGCGGAUGUCCAGUAACCCCAAAGGGACGCUGGGUUUAAUUUAUUGUAUUUCGCAAAAAUGUAUAUAUGGAUAUAUUGAUCUGGUUUUUGCGGAUAAAAAAAAACUUGGUUUAAAGUUCGAUUAUCCCCGUUUAAACUAAACUCAAUGCAAUCAGUGACGUGCACAGUGGUCUACCAGGGUAUGCUUAAAGCAAGAAGAUGGUGUAAAGAAAAAAAAAAUAGGGUGGGCAUUGCUUUCGUGCAUGUAUGUAGUGCACGCCACUGAAUGCAACAAAGCAAAAAUAAUAUGUAUUGCAAAACGUGGUUUUAAUAAAGUUGGUUUCCAAAGCAGACUUUGAAACUAGCCAUUUAUGCUGAAAUUGACGUUAGAUGGUCAUUUCAUUAAUAUUGUAAUAUGACGUCUUUAAUAAAUAUUGUAUAAAUAACAUUUGAAUGUUAGAUAAGUUUUUGAAUGUACUUUAAAUGUGAUAGAUAGGAUAUUACUGUAGAUACAAAAUUCGGUACUUACGCCAGUCCAGUAAUUCCAUUCCAAGAUCGGCCUGGAUUGGAAUGGAAAGGGCAACUUAUGUCGCAACUUCUGCACAUCACUUAAUUUAUUAUAAUGACAUUGGUUUUACUGCAGUGGAACGCCAAAGGUUAGCUACUUAGCUUGGAAAUUCGGCAUAUCCUGCGCAUUAGACUGCCAUUCCAAUAACUGGACUGGAUUGCUCAAUGUCUGACAUGGAAUUAAAACACUGUUCACAUCGUUCUAGUUAGUACACCUCUUUGUUAGGGUGAGACUUUUGAAUUUAAACUCAAUGUGGUAGCAAUAGAUUUCCGAGUUUACCUUUAAUAAAAUAAAACUGCUUGAACUUUUAUAAAUGCAUUUAAAACUUUCGGAACCUCACAAAUAGACUUGGCAUAGAGCCAGAAUAAUGUAUUGUCGCACUUUAACUAAGAGCCCCUUCCGAAUAUCAGAGCGUGACAAAACAAAAACUAUUCCGACGUUACGCCUUGUUUACUUGUAAGACCUUUAUAGCCCUUCUAUCUUACGAUAGCCGUUUGACCUCGGUUUUAGUGCAGUAAACCUUAUUCACUCCCAUUUAAAAAUAUGGAGCAUAAAUACCAAACGGUCUUUUAGAGCAAGAUCAACUAUAUCAUUUGAUAUGCCAUCGAAAUUAUAUUCUUUGUUAUAUAGUAUGUAACGAAGGCGGAAAGUGUAUUUUCAUUGUGAUUCAUAUAUAUAUUAUUGUAUUCAUAUAUAUUGUAUAGUAGAUGUUCGUAUUGGAUAGAAGCAGGCGUUACUUUGCGGAAUGCCAUGA
Molecule: messenger RNA, 4238 nt
Organism: Pararge aegeria (speckled wood butterfly)
Lineage: Eukaryota; Metazoa; Arthropoda; Insecta; Lepidoptera; Nymphalidae
Product: probable E3 ubiquitin-protein ligase RNF144A
Exons: 12
Coding region: 520-2475 (651 amino acids)
Biological process (GO): ubiquitin-dependent protein catabolic process; protein polyubiquitination; positive regulation of proteasomal ubiquitin-dependent protein catabolic process
Cellular component (GO): ubiquitin ligase complex; cytoplasm
Molecular function (GO): ubiquitin conjugating enzyme binding; zinc ion binding; ubiquitin protein ligase activity
Source: RefSeq, a predicted model, not a curated record